Molecule: messenger RNA, 1632 nt
Organism: Pseudogymnoascus destructans
Lineage: Eukaryota; Fungi; Ascomycota; Leotiomycetes; Thelebolales; Thelebolaceae
Exons: 5
Coding region: 377-1267 (296 amino acids)
Biological process (GO): GPI anchor biosynthetic process
Cellular component (GO): endoplasmic reticulum
Molecular function (GO): N-acetylglucosaminylphosphatidylinositol deacetylase activity
Source: RefSeq, a predicted model, not a curated record
UUACGCCAUUGUGCCCAUUACGCCGCUGUGCCUAUUACAAGCAUCUCAAUCAGCGAAACCGAUCAACGCGUCCAGGUUGGCCUUCAUGACGCUCCGAACUUUCCAGCUGAUUUGGCGAGUAAGGCGGAUUUUAUGCUUGCGCGAUUCAAUCCGCCGCCUUUUACCCUCACCCUGGCACCAGCGCGCACCCAUUCGCAGCUUCCGGGCAUUCCAGGCUGCGCAGAGCACACACUUCAAACACGCUCUUCACCAUGCCGCGAUUCACCGCAUAAGAUAAUCCUCAUAUACACUGGCUUCUGCCCCCAUUAACAACGCUCGGAAUUCAGUCAGAGCUUAACCACCUCCUUUCCUCACGCAUUCAUUUAAGCCAUUCCCGAUGCUACGACCCACCGCAUCCAGGCUUAUUAGCAGACUCUCAAGGCGCGUGUGGCGCUCGAUACUCCGCGUCACGCUGAUCCUCCUGGUGGUGCCACUGUUCUUACAGUGGCUGAUCGGAUACCUGGUAGGCGGCGAUGCAAGGAUCUUACCAUCCUCACUACAGGAUGCGAAGAAUUUGCUGAUCGUGACUGCGCAUCCCGACGAUGAGUCUUUGUUCUUCGCACCGAGCAUUCUAGGGGUGCUGGAUAGGAAUCAUGAUGUUAGAGGUGGCCUGCUGGUUAUGUCUACAGGAAAUAAUACUGGGAUUGGCGAGACGAGAAAAGAGGAGCUGAGGGGCUCCUGUGAGUCGCUGGGUAUCGACCUGGGUAGAUGCAUCGCGCUGGAUCGAGCCGAAUUGCAGGAUAAUCCGAUGGCGUGGUGGAAUACGGAUCUCAUCCAAAGCAUCGUGACCGAGUAUGUCCACAAAUGGGACAUUGACGCUAUUCUCACAUUUGAUUCAGACGGGAUCUCCGGACAUAGAAACCACAGGGCUGUUAGCGCCGCUAUAAGCAAUUAUGCAUCGACCAAUGCUGAAGCUCCCGUCGCUUACAUGGUCACCACAACCACUCUUCUCCGCAAAUACACCUUUCUUGGUGACCUCACUCUGACCGCAUUACCCUUUACUUGGCGCAUCUUGGAAGCGAUGGCUUUCCCAUCCCCCGUGGCGGAUCGCAGCUACAGGCACAAAGCGCUGGUUGCCAGUACGUGGCAGCGAUACGUCAAGACUCGCGCUGCCUUCCGCAACCACAAUAGCCAGUACUCGUGGGAUCGGCACUUGUAUCUAGUUUUGAGCCGGUAUGUGUGGUUUAAUGACCUCAAAAAGGUGCCUAGCAUAGGGGACAAAGCUUAAUCAAAAUUCCCUUCCGCUCCACAGAUUCUCUCUGUCAUAUAUAAGCAUCCAAACCCCCAACCACUUCCGGCGUGAAAAAACAAUGUCAGAGCUCCCGAAGCUCGAAUUUUAGCAUUUUUGGAUUAUUGUACCAUAUCGACGUCUAUACCUAAUUGUUCUCGAUCAUGUCAUUACGACUCUAUCGCACGCACCCCAUCCUCUUCUAUGGCAUCAUCUUCGGGAUUCUCAUGCUCUACUAUUUCCACACCCUGAUCUGCACGACCUACUCCCUCCUCUCCCUAAACUUUAAUUGGCCACGGGACGCGCCCGACUUCCUCAUCUCAUCCAACGCGGACCGCGACGCUUUUGAUCUCAGCUUUGCGAAC